Molecule: messenger RNA, 561 nt
Organism: Choloepus didactylus (southern two-toed sloth)
Lineage: Eukaryota; Metazoa; Chordata; Mammalia; Pilosa; Megalonychidae
Gene: ANAPC11
Product: anaphase promoting complex subunit 11
Exons: 3
Coding region: 163-417 (84 amino acids)
Biological process (GO): positive regulation of mitotic metaphase/anaphase transition; protein ubiquitination; anaphase-promoting complex-dependent catabolic process
Cellular component (GO): nucleus; anaphase-promoting complex
Molecular function (GO): cullin family protein binding; ubiquitin protein ligase activity; zinc ion binding
Source: RefSeq, a predicted model, not a curated record
CGGGCCGGGGGCGGGUCCACGCGGCGCCCCCCCACCCGCGGGCUGGGCUGGACCCCGGGCGGGCUCCGCGGUCGGCUCCGCGCCACUUCCCACGGCGCCGCCCGGCCCCAGGGGUUCGCCUUCCGGGGCCCGGAGGGGUCCCCGCCGCAGCCCCGCGCAGCCAUGAAGGUGAAGAUCAAGUGCUGGAACGGCGUGGCCACUUGGCUCUGGGUGGCCAACGACGAGAACUGCGGCAUCUGCCGGAUGGCCUUCAACGGCUGCUGCCCCGACUGUAAAGUGCCGGGCGACGACUGCCCGCUGGUGUGGGGCCAGUGCUCACACUGCUUCCACAUGCACUGCAUCCUCAAGUGGCUCAACGCUCAGCAGGUGCAGCAGCACUGCCCCAUGUGCCGCCAGGAAUGGAAGUUCAAGGAGUGAGUGCAGCCCCCGGCCCGCCUGCCCCGCGAUGGAACCUGAGACGCUCCCCAGGGCGAGAUAUGAUGGCCACGGUUUCCACUGGGGCCAGUCCCCUGGGGCUGUGACAGGGUUGAAAUGAGGACUGGAGCUGCGUUUGUUUUUUUC